Molecule: messenger RNA, 286 nt
Organism: Podospora bellae-mahoneyi
Lineage: Eukaryota; Fungi; Ascomycota; Sordariomycetes; Sordariales; Podosporaceae
Exons: 2
Coding region: 95-286 (63 amino acids)
Source: RefSeq, a predicted model, not a curated record
CCUGGUUUCAACCCCUUUCCGCUUCGUGGUAUUGACGGCAGGAUCGACUGUGUUCUUUGACAAGUUUUGCCGAGUCAGAACUUGCUCUCAUCAAAUGUCCCAGCAGGAGGUUGCGUGGCCUGUGGAUCUUGGGCGCGUGGUGACAGUUCACUUCAAUCCCUCUGUGCACUGUGAAGCCGACGCCGACAGCCCAGCACCGAACCCCACCUUUCCCGAAUGCGGCCGAUUUCAGGGACCGGGCGGCCGGAUCGGCAGGUGGGGCCCCACCAAUGUCUCGGCUUGUUAG